Entelurus aequoreus (snake pipefish) is the source of this 11528-nucleotide messenger RNA. RefSeq names its product patatin-like phospholipase domain containing 7b (gene pnpla7b). The transcript has 36 exons. The coding region runs from base 135 to 4184 and encodes 1349 amino acids. NCBI's taxonomy places the organism in Eukaryota, Metazoa, Chordata, Actinopteri, Syngnathiformes, Syngnathidae. Gene Ontology annotation, biological process: lipid metabolic process. Gene Ontology annotation, cellular component: endoplasmic reticulum. The record is from RefSeq and is a predicted model, not a curated record. Gene Ontology annotation, molecular function: phosphatidylcholine lysophospholipase A1 activity.
CGUCAUAAGAUGGGGCGGGCUUAACAAGUGACAGCGUAGGGCAAACUUUGUUAGCUCGUUGCUAACUGAGCCCCAUUUCUUCGCGUUAAAAAUGUCCUUAACUUGAAACAACCUCGCCGGGAACCACCAGAAAGAUGAGCUGCAAGAAGGAUGGCGACGACGGAGACCUGUGCGGCGGAUGGGCCACUUCAGUGUCCAUGCUGGUGCACGGCAAGAACGACAUCACGGCCGUGACCUCACGAGUGCAACAGUUUGUGGAGGAGAGGAUGCAGACCACUAUGCUCACGGGUGUGCUAAUAGGCGCCGCCGUGGCAGUCGCAACCAUCGGGAUCGUGGUGCUCUUCCUGUACAAGAGGUUCAAACAUGCUCGUGAACAGCAGCCAGGUGUGCCUCACUAUCGCUUCAGAAAGAGAGACAAAGUGCUCUUCUAUGGGAGAAAAAUCAUGCGCAAGGUCCAGACUUUGUCCUCCCUCCCCCCGACUUCCUCCUCGUCUACCUCCGUGUCAAAGCAGCGUGUGCGCAAGAGAACCAAAGUCCUAAGCAUCGCUCGCAAAAUCCUCCGGAUCCGCAAAGAUCCGCCCACCCUGCAGCCCAAAGAACCUCCGCCCUCGUUGCUGGAGGCCGACCUGACCGAGUUCGACGUGCAGAGCUCCAACCUGCCCUCCGAGGUCCUCUACAUGCUGAAGAACGUCAGGGUUUUGGGCCACUUUGAGAAGCCUCUGUUCCUGGAGCUCUGUCGCCACAUGGUGUUCAUCGAGCUGCAGGAGGGCGAGGCUCUUUUCAAGCCCGGGGACGAGGACGACAGCAUCUACGUGGUCCAAGAUGGCCGACUGGAGCUGUCCAUCUGUGAGAACGACGGCACGGAAGUGGCGGUGAAGGAUGUUCUUCCCGGAGACAGCGUCCACAGCUUGCUGAGUAUUCUGGACAUCAUCACUGGUUACCCGGCCGCUUACAAGACGGUGUCAGCACGAGCAGCCACCCGCUCCACCAUCUUACGUUUACCUGCAUCGGCCUUUGAGUCCGUCUUCAAGAAAUACCCCGAGACGCUAGUACGCGUCAUUCAGAUAAUCAUGGUGCGCCUCCAAAGAGUCACCUUGUUGGCGUUACAUAACUACCUGGGCCUAACGACAGAGCUCUUCAAUCCGGAGAGUCACGCCGUGCCUUUGUCCAACGUCAACUUCGUAACCAGCGAGGCAACACCCGGCAAGACCAUGCGCCGCUUGCACUUCCAGGACGAGUUGGCCUCCUUCGACAGCCCUGCGGAAUCAGGAGACUGCGUGAAGGACAGUCCUUCCAGCAGCUACCGGAAGCAGCGAUCCAUCUCCAUGCCCGCCGACGCCACAGGCAAGGACAUGAGCAUGGUGUGUGAGAGAGCGCGGGUCAACAUGGACGAGGCGCCGCUCAGUCCCGCCACUCACAAGUCGGGCCAGAAGAAGAGCGUCACCCUGCAGCAAGCGCCCUCCGAGGUCUUUCACUACACGGACAGCGGGGGGCAGUCUGACGGCGUCCACCUCAGCAAGAGCAGCACCAUCUUCCAGGCUGCUAAGAAGGACCUGCUGGGACUCAUCCAGUUGCAGGAUCCCAACCUGCUGGAGGGAAGAGUGACCCUGCAUCAAGUCAAAGCCGGCUCUGUGGUGGCUCGUCAGGGAGACCAGGAGGUCAGCAUUCAGUUCGUCAUUUCGGGCCUCCUCCACGUCUACCAGCGCAUGAUCGACCGCGAGGAGGACACGCGUCUCUUUGUGACGCACCCCGGGGAGCUGGUCGGGCAGCUGGCCGUCCUGACGGGGGAGCCGCUCAUAUUUACCGUCCGAGCCCAGCGGGACUGCAGCUUCCUCUCCAUUUCCAAAACACACUUCUACGAGAUCAUGCGUGUGGAGCCAAACGUGGUGCUGAACGUGGCUCACACGGUGGUUAGGAGGAUGUCGUCUUUCGUCAGACAGAUCGACUUUGCCCUGGACUGGAUGGCCGUGGAAGCCGGCAGAGCCGUCUACAGGCAGGGGGAGAAGUCCGACAGCACCUUCAUCGUGCUCAGUGGUCGACUGCGCUCCGUCAUCAUGAAGGAGGACGGCAAGAAGGAGCUGAUUGGAGAGUACGGCCGCGGUGAUCUGAUCGGAGUGGUGGAGGCCCUGACCCGUCAGAACCGAGCCACCACGGUCCACGCGGUGCGGGACUCUGAGCUGGCCAAGCUCCCGGAGGGUGCGCUCAGCUCCAUCAAGAGGAAGUUCCCCCAGGUGGUCACCCAGCUCAUCCAUCUGCUCGGGCAGAAGAUCCUGCAGCAGGUCAAUGUUCCUCUCACAGCUCGCAGCUUGGCGCUGCACACCCCCGGCAGCAAGUGGGACGCGGGCAACCAGGCCUCCAACCUGUCCACCGUGGCCGUCCUGCCGGUCUCCGAGGAGGUGCCGCUCACCACCUUCACCUUGGAGCUGCAGCAUGCACUCCUCGCAAUAGGUCCCACUCUUCUCUUGACGAGCGACACCAUCAAGCAGCGCCUGGGAGCCGCAGCACUCGACAGCGUUCACGAGUACCGUCUGUCCAGCUGGUUGGGCCAGCAGGAGGACAUCCAUCGCAUUGUUCUGUACCAGACGGACUACACGCUGACCCCCUGGACGCAGCGCUGCAUCCGCCAGGCCGACUGCAUCAUCAUCGUGGGCCUGGGCGAGCAGGACCCCGCUGUUGGAGAGCUGGAGCGCAUGCUGGAAGGAAGUGCGGUGCGCGCCCAGAAGCAACUGGUGCUGCUGCACAAAGAGGACGGCCCCCGGCCCAAGGGCACCGUGGACUGGCUCAACAUGCGCAGCUGGAUCUCCAGACACCUGCAUCUGGCCUGCCCUCGCCGGGUCUUCUCCAAGAGGAGCCUGCCCAAGCUGCUGGAGUUGUACCAGCGCGUCUUUGAAAAGCCAGCGGAUCGACACUCGGACUUCUCCAGGCUGGCACGAGUCCUCACUGGGAACGCCAUCGCCCUCGUCCUGGGUGGAGGCGGGGCCAGAGGUUGUUCCCAGGUGGGCGUCGUGCGAGCCCUCUGCGAAGCCGGCAUCCCGGUCGACCUCAUCGGCGGCACGUCCAUCGGCUCCCUGCUGGGGGCGCUCUACGCCGAGGAGCGCAGCCACAGCCGCAUGAGGGUGAGGGCACGAGAAUGGGCCAUGGAAAUGACUUCGGUGUUUAAGAAGGUUCUGGAUUUAACAUACCCGGUCACCUCCAUGUUCUCUGGCGCCGCCUUCAACUCCAGCAUCAGCAACGUCUUCAAAAGCAAGCAGAUUGAGGACCUCUGGAUCCCAUAUUUCAACAUCACGGCCGACAUCAGUGCCUCUGCAAUGCGAGUCCACACCGACGGUUCUCUAUGGCGAUACGUACGUGCCAGCAUGUCACUAUCAGGGUACCUGCCUCCUCUUUGUGACCCCAAAGAUGGACACCUUUUAAUGGAUGGAGGCUACAUCAACAACCUGCCAGCCGACGUGGCGCGCUCCAUGGGGGCCAAAGUGGUGAUAGCGAUCGACGUGGGCAGCCGCGACGAAACCAACCUGACCAAUUAUGGCGACUCGCUGUCAGGCUGGUGGUUGCUAUGGAAACGCCUCAACCCCCUGGCAGAGAAAGUCAAGGUGUUGAACAUGGCGGAGAUUCAGACUCGCCUGGCCUACGUGUGCUGCGUGCGACACCUGGACACUGUGAAGAACAGCGACUACUGCGAGUACAUCAGGCCUCCCAUCGACCGAUACCGGACGCUGGAGUUUGGAAAGUUUGACGAGAUCGCCGAGGUGGGAUACCAGCACGGCAAGACGGUGUUCGACGUGUGGAGUCGCAGCGGCGUGGUGGAGAAGAUGCUGAAGGACAGACACCAGGAGGAGUUUCACAACACCCAAAGCAAGAACGACGUGUUGACGUGUCCCAACGCGUCUUUCACUGACUUGGCAGAAAUUGUGUCUCGCAUCGAGCCGGUCAAACCUGCCCUGGUGGACGAGGAGUCAGACUACCACACUGACUAUGACGAGGAGGCGGCGGAGAGCGCUCUGUCUGACCUGGAGCUUUACGGCCUCUACGGGGAGCACACUGAAGGGGAGGAGACGGCGGACACGGAUGAAGAACUGGACAGAAGAGGUGAUGGAACCAGCAACCACGCCCUCGCCGAACAUCAACAAGUUCCAUCGAACACCUCAGCAGAGCAGGAAGUACUUUGUAAACAGUCCAAGUGAGGCAGUUACACUUACAGUUACAGCACAGGUGCAUUACAACCAUUUCUCAUAUUGAGACAGCGCAAGAAAGAAUAGCAAGAGAAAGAACCACAAGUUAAUCUAUACCAAGGAAUAUUCAUCACCAGGCUGGAAAAGGUCAUUGCGGCCUAAAGCACCGUCCUCCAGACAGUAAAAAGCAGCCUAUGCAGAUGUUGCCAUGAUUUGAACGUGUUGUGCCAUAUUAGUGUUACUUGUCGUAGAAUAAUUCCACCUGAACAGCCUCAAUGUCUUCCUCCUUAAUUCCAUGACCCAAGCGCCUUGCCCACUUACUGUUGCCUCGUGAGGAGCGGAGUGGCAUUACAAGAUACUUUUCCAUUCAUAACGCCCUAUUUGUUACGCAAAGAGAGAAUUUACACCACCGUAUGGAAGUGUAGCAGAACUGUUUGCAAACGCGUAUCUCAGUCUGCCCAUGCACUCAUUUGUGUGUCUGUAUCUCAAUCUGUGCGUCUGUUAUCCCAUUCACGUGUCCGUCUACUAAUUUGUGUGUCUGUAUCUCAAUCUGUGUGUCUGUAAUCCCAUUCACGUGUCCGUCUACUAAUUUGUGUGUCUGUAUCUCAAUCUGUGCGUCUGUAAUCCCAUUCACGUGUCCGUCUACUAAUUUGUGUGUCUGUAACUCAAUCUGUGAGUCUGUAAUCCCAUUCACAUGUCCGUCUACUAAUUUGUGUGUCUGUAACUCAAUCUGUGAGUCUGUAAUCCCAUUCACGUGUCCGUCUACUAAUUUGUGUGUCUGUAACUCAAUCUGUGAGUCUGUAAUCCCAUUGACGUGUCCGUCUACUAAUUUGUGUGUCUGUAUGUCAAUCUGUGUGUCUAUAAUCCCAUUCACGUGUCCGUCUACUAAUUUGUGUGUCUGUAUGUCAAUCUGUGUGUCUGUAAUCCCAUUCACGUGUCCGUCUACUAAUUUGUGUGUCUGUAACUCAAUCUGUGAGUCUGUAAUCCCAUUCACGUGUCCGCCUACUAAUUUGUGUGUCUGUAUGUCAAUCUGUGUGUCUGUAAUCCCAUUCACGUGUCCGUCCACUAAUUUGUGUGUCUGAAUCGCAAUCUGUGCGUCUGUAAUCCCAUUCGCGCGUCCGUCUACUAAUUUGUGUCUCAGUAUCUCAAUCUGUGCGUCUGUAAUCCCGUUCACGUGUCCGUCUACUAAUUUGUGUGUCUGUAUCUCAAUCUGUGCGUCUGUAAUCCCAUUCGCGUGUCCGUCUACUAAUUUGUGUCUCAGUAUCUCAAUCUGUGCGUCUGUAAUCCCAUUCACGUGUCCGUCUACUAAUUUGUGUGUCUGUAUCUCAAUCUGUGAGUCUGUAAUCCCAUUCACGUGUCCGUCUACUAAUUUGUGUGUCUGUAUCUCAAUCUGUGCGUCUGUAAUCCCAUUCGCGUGUCCGUCUACUAAUUUGUGUGUCUGUAUCUCAAUCUGUGUGUCUGUAAUCCCAUUUGUGUGUCCGUAUACUAAUUUGUGUGUCUGUAUCUCAAACUGUGCAUCUUUAAUCCUAUUCACGUGUCCGUCUACUAAUUUGUGUGUCUGUAUCUCAAUCUGUGCGUCUGUAAUCCCAUUCACGUGUCCGUCUACUAAUUUGUGUGUCUGUAACUCAAUCUGUGAGUCUGUAAUCCCAUUCACGUGUCCGUCUACUAAUUUGUGUGUCUGUAUGUCAAUCUGUGUGUCUGUAAUCCCAUUCACGUGUCCGUCUACUAAUUUGUGUGUCUGUAUCUCAAUCUGUGCGUCUGUAAUCCCAUUCGCGUGUCCGUCUACUAAUUUGUGUCUCAGUAUCUCAAUCUGUGCGUCUGUAAUCCCAUUCCCGUGUCCGUCUACUAAUUUGUGUGUCUGUAUCUUAAUCUGUGCGUCUGUAAUCCCAUUCGCGUGUCCGUCUACUAAUUUGUGUGUCUGUAUCUCAAUCUGUGUGUCUGUAAUCCCAUUCACGUGUCCGUCUACUAAUUUGUGUGUCUGUAUCUCAAUCUGUGCGUCUGUAAUCCCAUUCACAUGUCCGUCUACUAAUUUGUGUGUCUGUAUCUCAAUCUGUGCGUCUGUAAUCCCAUUCACGUGUCCGUCUACUAAUUUGUGUGUCUGUAACUCAAUCUGUGAGUCUGUAAUCCCAUUCACGUGUCCGUCUACUAAUUUGUGUGUCUGUAUGUCAAUCUGUGUGUCUGUAAUCCCAUUCACGUGUCCGUCCACUAAUUUGUGUGUCUGAAUCUCAAUCUGUGCGUCUGUAAUCCCAUUCGCGUGUCCGUCUACUAAUUUGUGUCUCAGUAUCUCAAUCUGUGCGUCUGUAAUUCCAUUCACAUGUCCGUCUACUAAUUUGUGUGUCUGUAUCUCAAUUUGUGCGUCUGUUAUCUCAUUCACAUGUCCGUCUACUAAUUUGUGUGUCUGUAUCUCAAUCUGUGUGUCUGUUAUCCCAUUCACGUGUCCAUCUACUAAUUUGUGUGUCUGUAUCUCAAUCUGUGCGUCUGUUAUCCCAUUCACGUGUCCGUCUACUAAUUUGUGUGUCUGUAUCUCAAUCUGUGCGUCUGUAAUCCCAUUCGCGUGUCCGUCUACUAAUUUGUGUGUCUGUAUCUCAAUCUGUGCGUCUGUAAUCCCAUUCGCGUGUCCGUCUACAAAUUUGUGUCUCAGUACCUCAAUCUGUGCGUCUGUAAUCUCAUUCACGUGUCCGUCUACUAAUUUGUGUGUCUGUAUCUCAAUCUGUGAGUCUGUAAUCCCAUUCACGUGUCCGUCUACUAAUUUGUGUGUCUGUAUCUCAAUCUGUGCGUCUGUAAUCUCAUUCACGUGUCCGUCUACUAAUUUGUGUGUCUGUAUCUCAAUCUGUGCGUCUGUUAUCCCAUUCGCGUGUCCGUCUACUAAUUUGUGUCUCUGUAUCUCAAUCUGUGAGUCUGUAAUCCCAUUCAUGUGUCACACAAAUUUGUAUAAAGACACGUGGAUCGGAUUACACGUACACACAGAUUGAGGUACAGACACACAAAUUAGUACACAGACACGUGGAUCAAAUUACGGACACAAAUUAGUACGAAGACACGUGGAUCGGAUUACACGUACACACAGAUUGGGGUACAGACACACAAAUUAUUAGACAGACACGUGGAUGGGAAUACAUUUACACAAAUUAGUGCACAGACACGUGGGUGGGAUUACACGUACAGAAAUUGCGAUACAGACACACAAAUUAGUGCACAAAUCGGUGGAUCGGAUAACACGUUCACAAAUUGGGAUACAAACAAAUUAGUGCACAGACACAAAUUAUUUCACAGACACGUGGAUGGGAUUACAUUUACACAAAUUAGUGCACAGACAAGUGGAUCAGAUAGCACGUUCACAAAUUGAGAUACAGACACAAAUUAGUUCACAGACACGCGGAUCGGAUUACACACACACACAGAUUGGGGUACAGACACUCAAAUGAUUAACAGACACGUGGAUGAGAUUACAUUUACACAAAUUAGUGCACAGACACGUGGAUGGGAUUACACAUACACAAAUUGCGAUACAGACACACAAAAUAGUGCACAAACCGGUGGAUCGGAUUACACGUUCACAAAUUGAGAUACACACAAAUUAGUGCACAGACACGUGGAUGGGAUUACACAUACACAAAUUGCGAUACAGACACACAAAUUAGUGUACAAACCGGUGGAUCGGAUUACACGUUCACAAAUUGAGAUACAGACACAAAUUAGUGCACAGACACGCAGAUCGGAUUAUACACACACAGAUUGGGGUACAGACACACAAGUGAUUACACAGACACGUGGAUCGGAUGACACACACACAGAUUGGGGUACAGGCACACAAAUUAUUACACAGACACGUGGAUGGGAUUACACCUACACAAAUUAUUGCACAGACACGUGGAUCGGAUUGCACGUUCAGAAAUUGAGAUAGACACAAAUUAGUGCACAGACACGCGGAUCGGAUUACACACACACACAGAUUGGGGUACAGACACACAAAUGAUUACACAGACACAUGGAUGAGAUUACAUUUACACAAAUUAGUGCACAGACACGUGGAUGGGAUUACACAUACACAAAUUGCGAUACAGACACACAAAAUACUGCACAAACCGGUGGAUCGGAUUACACGUUCACAAAUUGAGAUACAGACAAAUUAGUGCACAGACACGUGGAUGGGACUACAUGUACAAAAAUUGAGAUACAAACACACAAAUUAGUGCACAAACCGGUGGAUCGGAUUACACAUUUACAAAUUGAGAUACAGACACAAAUUAGUGCACAGACACGCAGAUCGGAUUACACAUACACAGAUUGGGGUACAGACACACAAAUUAUUACACAGACACGUGGAUGAGAUUACACGUACACAAAUUGCGAUACAGACACACAAAUUAGUGCACAAACUGGUGGAUCGGAUUACACGUUCACAAAUUGAGAUACAGACAAAUUAGUGCACAGACACGUGGAUGGGAUUACAUGUACAAAUAUUGCGAUACAGACACACAAAUUAGUGCACAAACCGGUGGAUCGGAUUACACGUUCACAAAUUGAGAUACAGACAAAAAUUAGUGCACAGACACGCAGAUCAGAUUACACACACACAGAUUGGGGUACAGACACACAAAUGAUUACACAGACACGUGGAUGAGAUUACACAUACACAAAUUGUGAUACAGACACACAAAUUGGUGGAUCGGAUUACACGUUCACAAAUUGAGAUACAGACAAAUUAGUGCACAGACACGUUGAUGGGAUUACAUGUACAAAAAUUGAGAUACAAACACACAAAUUAGUGCACAAACCGGUGGAUCGGAUUACACAUUCACAAAUUGAGAUACAGACACAAAUUAGGGCACAGACACGCAGAUCGGAUUACACACACACAGAUUGGGGUACAGACACACAAAUUAUUACACAGACACGUGAAUGAGAUUACACGUACACAAAUUGCGAUACAGACACACAAAUUAGUGCACAAACUGGUGGAUUGGAUUACACGUUCACAAAUUGAGAUACAGACAAAUUAGUGCACAGACACGUGGAUGGGAUUACAUGUACAAAUAUUGCGAUACAGACACACAAAUUAGUGCACAAACCGGUGGAUCGGAUUACACGUUCACAAAUUGAGAUACAGACACAAAUUAGUGCACAGACACGCAGAUCGGAUUACACACACACAGAUUGCGGUACAGACGCACAAAUUAGUGCACAGACACGUGGAUGGGAUUACUCAUACACAAAUUGAGAUACAGACACACAAAUUAGUGCACAAACGGAUGGAUCGGAUUACAUGUGCACAAAUUGAGAUACAGACCCGUGGAUCGGAUUACACACGUACACAAAUUGAUACAGACACACAAAUUAGUGCACAGACACGUGGAUCGGAUUACACGUACACAAAUUGAGAUACAGACACAAAUUAGUGCACAAACGGAUUGAUCGGAUUACAUGUGCACAAAUUGAGAUACAGACCCGUGGAUCGGAUUACACAGGUACACAAAUUGAUACAGACACACAAAUUAGUGCACAGACACGUGGAUCGGAUUACACGUACACAAAUUGAGAUACAGACACAAAUUAGUGCACAGACGCGUGAAUGGGAUACACGUACACAAAUUGAGAUACGGACACACAAAUUAGUGCACAAACAGGUGGAUCGGAUUACAUGUGCACAAAUUGAGAUACAGACAUGUGGAUCGGAUUACACGCGUACACAAAUUGAUACAGACACACAAAUUAGUGCACAGACACGUGGAUCGGAUUACAUGUGCACAAAUUGAGAUACAGACACGUGGAUCGGAUUACACGCGUACACAAAUUGAUACAGACACACAAAUUAGUGCACAGACACGUGGAUCGGAUUACACGUACACAAAUUGAGAUAGACACAAAUUAGUGCACUGACUAACGGGAUUACACAGAUUGAUACAGGCAUUUGCAAGUAGUUUAGCUACAAUAUUACGUCCGUAGGGCUGACUUGAGUGUAACGGUGAUGAUUUGUUACUGUAGAAGCAGCUGUUAUUCACUCCAGAUGUGCACUUCAAUGCAAAUUCAUGAUCGAUAUUUACUGACUGAUGUUACUUCCUGUUUUAUUUACAUGUCGUACUAUUUCUAUACAGUUUAAAUGUACAUAUGUCACUCAUAGUUACUAAUUCAUUGUACUGUCGUUUUAAAAAGGGUAUAUAUAUAUAUAUAUAUAUAUAUAUAUAUAUAUAUAUAUAUAUAUAUAUAUAUAUAUAUAUAUAUAUAUAUAUAUAUAUAUAUAUAUAUAUACAUGUAUAUUUUUUAACAGGGGUCAAAAAUAUUGGGACACCCAGUCCACUUCAUAAGGGGAGCAAAAGCAGUUUUCAUCUUCUGGUAAAAAAUCAUUUUCUUCAAUUUACUGGGUAGAGGUAUGUCUCAAUACUUUUGUACAUGUCAAAUAAUAAGUACUAAUACAUGUUCAUAGCUACAGUACUGCUGUGCCCUUAGCCUUACCCAAGUACGGAGGAACCUCCAAGGUAGAACUUGAUGAUCCGUGGUUUUCCUUCAGUAACAACGAGGCAUUCGAAGCUAACGUGGAAAAAGAAGCUCACAUAAAAGUGGCCCCAAAUGUAAUGACAAGCGAGCAUACAGAGACUUUAGAGCUGGGGUGCCCAAACCUUUUUCCACUGAGGGCCACACCCUGAUAGGUUAAAGGAUAUGGGGGACACUUUGGUAGUUUUCACCUUCAAAACCAGUACGAUAUACAUUUGUUUUCAAAGAACUUAAAAAAAUUUCAAUUUUGGUAGAAAUCUCCUGUGAAUGCUGAAGAGCCAAAGCCAAACUGAAAUGCUAACAGUUAGCACACUGGACAGGCAGCGUCAGGUAGCAAAAAAAUAUGAGCAAAAUUAGCUAAAAAAGUAAUCUAGAGUAUUAUGCUAACAUGCUUCGUUAGCAUUAAUGAAAUAGCAAAAUAUGACACAGAGGUGUAUACCUGCAAAAUUAGUAAAAAGUCUCGCAUGCUAAUGUUGGCAUGCUAAGAUGCUAACCGUAACAUCCGUCAAGUACCAAAAUUCUGUUUAUUAUCUGGAGACCAGAAAAAUAUGUUUAUAAUACUAGCCUGCUAACGUUAGCAUGCAUCAAGUACCAAAACAUAACUAAAGUGUAUACCUACAAAAUAAGCUAAAAAGGUUAGCAUGCCAGAAGGUAUCAUUCGUCAAUUAACAAAAUAUUUGAAGCUGAGGUAUAUACUUGCAAAAUUAGUAAAUUGCUAACUGUAGCAUCUGUCAAGUACCAAACUUUUUAUUACCUUGAGAUGUGAAUUUGAAUUUUUUUUAAAUGCUAUCCUGCUAAUGUUAGCAUGCAUCAAGUACCAAAAUAUAAUUAAAGUGUAUACCUACAAAAUAAGCUAAGAUUUUU